AUGACGGCCGUGGACCCCGAGAAAGCUCCCCGCGAUGUCGCGACAUCGCCAGACACCCUUACGGAGACGCCUUCACACUUCGUCAACGAAGACCGCCUGCGACGGUCCCUCUCAGCACGCCAAGUUCAGAUGAUCGCAAUUGGAGGAACCAUAGGAACUGGACUCUUCCUUGGUACCGGCAAGGCCCUCGCGACUGGAGGACCCGCUUCUCUACUCAUCUGCUAUUCUAUCGUUGGCUUUAUCGUCUUCUGCACUAUGCUGUCUUUGGGGGAGAUGGCAGCUUUCGUUCCAGUAGCAGGGUCUUUUUGCACCUUUGCUGGGCGCUACGUCGACGAUGCGUUUGGCUUUGCGCUGACCUGGAAUUAUUGGUUCAACGACGCUGUCAGCACGGCAGCGGAUUUGGUUGCGCUCCAGUUGUUGAUUCGGUAUUGGAGCGAUAGUGUGCCCUGGUAUGCGCUGGGAAUUGCCGUAUGGGUGCUUAUCGUCCUAGCCAAUAUCAUCAACGUCAAAGCAUACGGCGAGCUGGAGUACUGGCUGAGCUUGCUUAAGGUGGUUACCAUUAUCAUUUUCAUCAUCUUGAGCAUUGCAGUAAAUGCCGGAGGAAACGAUGGCUAUGGCUAUAUCGGAGGGAAAUACUGGACUAUCGGCGACGCGCCAUUCGUGGGAGGCAUCGGUGGCUUCGCGUCUGUCUUUGUUACAGCCUCAUUCGCAUACGGAGGAACCGAGUCGAUUGCCAUUACUGCGGGAGAGACGCGCGAUCCGGCUCGCACCCUGCCAAGAGUAGUGAAGAACGUCUUUUGGCGCAUUCUGCUCUUCUAUAUCCUCACAGCUACCAUGAUUGGCUUCAACAUCCCCUACAACUACCCUGGACUCAGCACAAAGUCCAGCCGCACGUCGCCAUUCACGAUUGCUUUUCAGAUGGCAGGAUCAAAGGCCGCAGGCUCGUUCGUCAACGCCGUGAUCCUUACUAGCGUUAUUUCUGCUGGAAACCACGCCCUCUACGCCGGAUCGAGAUUGCUCUACACCCUCGGCUCCAACGGCCAUGCACCCAAAGUCUUCACCAAGUUGACGCGCUACCAAGUUCCAUGGGUAUCGGUCAUGACGACGAGCAUCGUGUCAAUUGUACUCUUCUCCCUCUCAUUUGCUGGAUCCGGCCAAGUAUGGACAUGGUUGCAAAAUAUUGUCGGCGUCUCCAACCAAUUGAGCUGGAUAUGCAUCGGCAUCGCGUCUCUCCGCUUCCGCGCCGGUCUCAAAGCCCAGGGCAAAGAGCACCUUCUUCCUUUCCGCAACUGGAUGUACCCAUGGGGCCCCAUUAUCUGCAUCGUUCUCAACACCUUUAUCGUCUUGGUCCAAGGCUGGACAGCUUUCAGUCCCAGCUUUGCCUCUGUAGACUUUGUCAGCUUCUAUCUUGAGCUACCAGUCUUCUUUGUAAUGAUUGUGGCAUGGAAGCUUAUCAAAAAGACCAAGUUCAGGAAAGCAAGCGAGAUGGAUCUGGAGACGGAUGUGUAUACGAAGGAUGAUAUGGAGCCGGAGGAGAAAGGAUGGAAAGGAACGGGCAAGAGGGUAGCCACGUGGUUUUGCUUCUAG
Messenger RNA from Bipolaris zeicola 26-R-13, 1587 nucleotides. RefSeq lists its product as uncharacterized. Gene Ontology annotation, molecular function: amino acid transmembrane transporter activity. Gene Ontology annotation, biological process: amino acid transmembrane transport. The transcript has a single exon. Bases 1 to 1587 code for a protein of 528 amino acids. The record is from RefSeq and is a predicted model, not a curated record. Lineage: Eukaryota; Fungi; Ascomycota; Dothideomycetes; Pleosporales; Pleosporaceae. Gene Ontology annotation, cellular component: membrane.